AUAUUCUUUUUUAGGAUUUCUUUUUAUUCCCUACUUCUGCUAAACCCAGGAGCUUUUCCUUUUGGAAUUCUUUAACAUCAGCAAUAAUUUGUAUUUUUCUGUUAAUAUAUCUGGUGCUGAUUAUCCCAUCAUUUGUCAAUUACAUCUAACCUUAUUAUGAAGACCUUAUCAUUUCAAUAUGAAAUGUUAAUAGUUCAGUGGGGAGGCAUGCUGUUUGUUGCAUUUAGUUUCUUUCCUUACAUUUUUAUUGUUGUGUCCCCCAUUAACGAGAUUCUAGUUUUUUAAGAAUAUAGCUGCCUUUCUGAAGUCUAAAAUAUUUCUCAGAGGAAAAAUUACUUGGCAAGAGUAUUUUCAGGAUUAAGGUUGAUCUGGUUGCAUCCUCUCUGCCAUGGGCAGGGACACCUUCCACUAUCCCAGGUUGCUCCAAGCCCUGUCCAACCUGGCCUUCAACACUUCCAGGGAUGGGACAGCCACAGCUUCUCUGGGUGCAAGUUGGCAGCUCUUCUCCUGCAGCUGCUGCAGGGUUUGCUGCUGAAAUGCAGCCUGAGAGGCCGGGAGGUGUGAGUGCAUCUCCUGUUUCAGGUCUGCCCUUGUGCCUGUGUCCCUGGGAUCCUGCCCGCUGUGGUCCAGCCCUGCCCCGCCCAGGGUCAUCUCUAAGGGAGUCAGGGCUCUGCCACACACACACACGUUUCACAGCAUCAGCCUUCUGAAAUGCAAAAAGCACUUCCUUGAAAAGGAGGGGAAAACUCAGGGAAACUACCAAAAGUGAAGCAGAGGCUGUGUUUUUUUUGCAGUGGCAAUUAUGUUAAGUGAACUGCCUGUAAAGACUUUGCAGUUUGAAGUGGCAGGUUGCGUAUUUUGCACAGACAGGAUUGUUAACGUGUGAAACAUGCUAAAAAUUGACCAAUAAAGGCACCUGGAUAUUUCAAACAAAAAUAGUGUGUACCAAAAUAGCUACAGAGCAGAUGGCCUGGCUCCACACACACCUUGCUGACCAGAAUACUCGAGCAACAUGCACAGCCAAAAUCUCAGUCUUCAAAGCUGAUCAUCUGCAAAGGCAAGGGUUAUCCUCAUGCUGCCCUUUAUCUGUCAGGCACAAACGCUCCUGCACAUGUUAGUUAGUGUAUCCUAGAGGGAUAAUGAACCCCAGGUUUUUCUGAACUUGCUACUACCCCAGCAAAGCAAAUCACCUGUUCUAGAGCUCAGGCUCUCAAAAGUCGGUGAGAUUAAAACAACUGUGAGCUGAAAUCUGAGCUACAGUGGAAAGAUCCCAAAGCACAGAGGGCUGGGUUUGCCAGCCCGCUCUCAGUACUGCCUGCCACUGAUAAACAGGCAACUCAUUCUGUUUCUCACUCUCAUUUUUUACCUUGGAUGCUAAGGCCAAACAUCUCAAUUUCUCAUAUUAACCGGGAUGUAACAAUUUUCAUGCCUCUUUGUAUGGUUCAACAGAUGUGAAAGGGAAUUAUCACUUCAACAUGAUAUCAAGACUCUUUUUUUUUUUUUUUUUUUUUUUUUAGCUGAUGGCAGAUUACUAAGUCUGAAUUCUUGUUUAAUUUUAGUGUGUUAAUUGAUGGAAUAAUGAGCAUUGAUUAUAUGUGUUUUGGCUUCGUCAUUGCAAUUAUAGGCUCUGUUUUAUUCAUGAGCCAGUCCUAAAGAAUGCACUAGAGAUCUAAGACAGCUUAAACCUCUCAGAAAAAAGGCUCUGAAUUGUUUGAGUAAUGACACUCUUAGAUGGAAAAUUAAAGGUUUUCUUUUCCCAUGCUUUUUAAGAUAAUUAAAAUCCAGGAACGGUAAGGUGGUGAACAUCCUUAUUCAUUAGCCUUCAGUAAUUUAGCUUCUACUAAAUGAGGAAAACAUUUUAAUUCUCUAGGCCAUCUGUUGCAGUCUCCUUUGUGUGUCCCGUUACAUAAAGUCUCAUCAUGGAUAGUUUUAACAUCAGUAUUUUAUCCUGUCACCAGGAAUGAUGAGCUGGAUGAGGCAGUUGAAGUCACCACCUAUUAACAGACCACCCUGGAAUUAAAGUGGCUGCUUUGUCUUUUAAGUUGAAGUUAUCCUGUCUAGACACUUCCAGGCAAAGGAUCCGCAGAGAGGAGCCCGUGCAUGGAGAUAGGCAGUGUGACAAGCUGUGUUUUCUAAUAGCAACAUCCCUGCCAAUAAAUAACAAAGUUCAUUGGAGCCCUUCCAGUUCCGCUAAUGUGCGACUGCUCUGCCAUAUGGCUCCGUGCUGCUUUGGGGAGCAGCUCUCUGCUUGGCUGGGAACCACAGCCCAGGCCCUGCUGGGCGCUGCUCUGGAAGUGGUUUGGAGGCAGAGCAGGUCUCUUUGCACUGGGACAGGGAAAUAGAAUAAAUAUUAGAGUGUGCUCACCUAGGAUAAAAGCUGGAUGAGGAACUAAGAAACACUUGGAUCCCGACUCUGGCUGCAGGAAUAACUCACUUUAUAGCUUGGGGCAAGUUACAUUAUCCCACACUGGGAAAGUUUCUCAUUAAAAUUAUAAUUUGUAUAGAUGAAUGGAUGCAGUGUCAAAGUUAUUCCUGAUGCAAAGUUACAUCCCUACAGAUCUAAGAGGAUCCAGGUUCCAUUAUGAGUUGGGUUUGUUUCUGUCAAAUUCCCCUGUAAAGUACAAGCCCCACAACUUACCAGCCCAGCAGUGCCUUCCAGAGGCUGCUGUAGACUGGUGUGUUUACCUGGCUCCAGGAUUGCCAGGUAGUGUUUACAUUAUUGAUAGGCAUGGCUACAAGCAGGCUGCUUCCACGGGGCAGAGCUUCCAUCCACCUGCUUGCUAUUACUCAGUUGCUUGGAGAUCACAAACACCCUGGCCUGGAGAUGUGUGGCUGCAGAACAAGUGUUCCCAGUGGGAAGCAGAACGCAGUCAGUCAGCCAGCUCCUGCUUCCACCAAAAAAGGGGCUCCAGCUGCUGCAGGCAUGCCCAAGGGUGUACCCGUAGCCAAGCAGCUGGCAUCAAUAAAAGCUCUAAGAAAAGGCUCAGACCUUGAAAAGGCUUUUGCUACAGCAGCUUUGGUGUAUAACAACUAUGCUGAUCCUGAGAGCAAGCUCAGCAAAUCUGAAACCAAGAGCUUACUGCAAUCCCAGUUCUGGCAUUUCAUACAGGGCCAAGAAAACAAACCAAAAUACCAGGAAAUAAUUUCUUCCUUGGAUGAAGAGUCAGAGAACAAAAUUAAUUUUGAAGAUUUCAUGAUCAUGUUAGUCAGUCUCACUCUAAUGUCUGACCUGCUGCAGGAGAUCAAAAAUGUGAAAACCACAAAAUGAUCUGUGAUUUUAUAGAAGAAAUGGCCUGGCACCAUAUGAGGAAAGCAUGAGUGAGGUACACACAGAGAUACCACUGUGUACCUGGAUACCCAGUGCUGGUCCCUUUUAAAUGGAAUAAAGUUGUGUCCAAACCUGG
Messenger RNA from Taeniopygia guttata (zebra finch), 3404 nucleotides. It is a transcript of the gene SNTN, whose product is annotated as sentan, cilia apical structure protein. The record is from RefSeq and is a predicted model, not a curated record. Gene Ontology annotation, molecular function: transition metal ion binding; calcium ion binding; calcium-dependent protein binding. Lineage: Eukaryota; Metazoa; Chordata; Aves; Passeriformes; Estrildidae.